AUGGACGCAAUUAAUGAUAUGUUACCUGAAACACUUAAGGAAGCAGCAAACAUGAGUAGCACCAAAGAAACGUCAAAUGAACCUGAAGAACGCCGGCCUUUUGUUGUAAAUAAUGAGAGAAAGACCGAAGCUUCGUCAAAAAGGAUAACCAAAAAUCCAUUUAAAACUUUCACUUAUAAAGUUGAAAAGCUCGUCUAUUGGGAAAAUUCUACAAAUUCCGCAGCUGUAUUGUUAGCCGGUUUAUCAUUCUUGAUUUUCACUUCAUACUAUUCCUUGUUCAACACAUUCUGCGCAUUAGCUGUUACGUUGAUAGGAUCGAAUUGGAUUUAUGUAAAUGGUCGAAAACAAUUGCAUUCCUUGCUCAACCAAAAACCCGUCAAUCCGUAUGAAACCAUUCUGGCAGAAAAGCCAUGGCAUAUUGAACGCGAAAAUGUUGAAAAAUAUUUAGAUUUCACAAUCGAAGCGAUCAACUUUUCACUGCUAGAAAUUCAAAGGAUCGUUUUGGUUGAAGAUCCAUUGAGAACAAUCAAAGUACCCGUUGUUCUUGGAUUCACUGCUCCUAUAGGAUAUCAGAAAAACCAAAAACUUGUUGACGAAAAAUUGAAUCACAUCAACAAGAUUUUACACACUCAAAUGGAUCGUGGCUUCAAAGUGGCAAAGCAACAUACUGGUGGUAUCUAUGAGAAGGCUAGAACUUACGCCGGAAAUCUUAAAAAGGAGGAAUAA
Molecule: messenger RNA, 726 nt
Organism: Funneliformis mosseae
Lineage: Eukaryota; Fungi; Glomeromycota; Glomeromycetes; Glomerales; Glomeraceae
Source: the annotation of a GenBank genome assembly